Molecule: messenger RNA, 6445 nt
Organism: Betta splendens (Siamese fighting fish)
Lineage: Eukaryota; Metazoa; Chordata; Actinopteri; Anabantiformes; Osphronemidae
Gene: evplb
Product: envoplakin b
Exons: 22
Coding region: 134-6298 (2054 amino acids)
Biological process (GO): wound healing; intermediate filament cytoskeleton organization
Cellular component (GO): membrane; cytoskeleton; intermediate filament
Molecular function (GO): cadherin binding; structural molecule activity
Source: RefSeq, a predicted model, not a curated record
CUCCUCCGCUGACACACCUGCUGCCUGGGAGGAGCUGAGACAGGUGGACGCUCCUUAAGCCGAGGGAGGGCGACGCCAAGGAGGAGACAGAGGCAGAGGAAGAGGAGAAACGCAGUUGGACCCGGGCCUCAACAUGUCGACCAACGGUGCCGUAAAGCUCAGCAAGGCUCAGGUCAGUGAUCUGGCCUUGAUCGUUGCUCGCAUGCAGAAAAAUGCAGAUAAAGUGGAGAAGGACAUCCUGCGAUCAGAGCAGCUGCUGGCUGUGGACGCAGCGCGGGAGGAGAAGAAAGAGCCGUGGAUGCACCAGAAGGAGGUGGCAGACAACCUGGUGCAGGCCGAGGGCUUGCUGAAGAACCUGUUCCUGGACGUGGACAAGGCCAAGAAGCUGCAGCAUCCGCAGGCGGGUAUCAUCGAGAAGGAUGUGAAAAACCUCCAUGACCGCUGGGUGAAGGACUGCGCUGACUACAGGAAGCUGUACGACAAGGUGCUGAACGUGGACCCGGCCCAGAAGAUCGACUGGGGGCCUGUGCUGGAGGAGAAGCUGAAGCGGCUGAAAGCGGACGCCUACGGCCCCAAGCGCACGGACGUGGAGAAGCAGAUCGCCGCUCACAACAUCCUGCACCAGGAGAUCGAGGCCUACGGCGCCCAGCUGCAGCCCGGCACGGUGCCCUCAAAGGAGCAGUACAACACCCUCAGGGCCAAAUACGCAGAGCUGCUGGCGACCUCCCAGCAGCGGCGCAGCCACCUGGCGUCUCUGUACGAGUACAUGCAGAGCUGCAGCAAGGAGCUGGUGUACCUGUCCGGCCAGCAGGAGAGGAUCCUGCAGAGAGACUGGAGCGACCGCAUGGUCGACCCUCGAGACGUCCGCACGGAGUACGAGAAAUUCAAAGUCAGCGGACUCCUGGCCCACGAGAGCGAAGUCAACAAGAUCCAGGAGGAGGGAGAUCGUCUGGUGGAAAAGAAGCAUCCAGGCAGCCCCACCAUUAAGGCUCACAGAGACACGGUGCAGGCCGACUGGCAGGCCUUCCUCAACCUGUGUCUGGCACAGGAGACGCACCUGGACAACGUGGAGGAGUACAAGAAGUUCCAGCUGGAUGCAGACACGCUGUCCGAGUCCCUGGAGAGACUACGUUCCACGCUGGACCCGAAGUCUCUGGAGAAAAAGAGCAACUCUGAGGUGCUGCUGGCGCUGGAGGCCGACGAGCCUGCGGUGCGAAGGAACGAGCAGCGCCUGGACGCCCUCCGGCAGCUCAGCAGCGAGGUGGUGCCGCUGAAGCUGCGGCGGGUCCAGCCCAGCAGAACCACCAGCGCCGUGUCGCUGUGUGACUGGAUGGACGAGGACUCGGUGAGACGCGGUGAGACCCUCGUCCUCAAGUCCAUCGUUAAUAAUCGAGACUGGAAGCUUCAGACCAGCAGUGGGCAGCUCAAAACGCUGCCUGGGGCGUGUUUCAUGGUGCCUCCACCCGACGCUGAGGCCCUGGACAGAGUGAGCAGCCUGGAUAAAGUCCUGACAGACUUGAAAAGUCGCAGAUCUGCACUUUCGGCCUCAUUGAAGAGCUCCAACGAGGAGGUGGUUCGCUCCCAGAAGACCGCGUCUGUGAAAAGUGCCCCCGAAGACCCCAGAGCUGCAGAACUAGCCAGUGAACUGGACCGGAUCAACAGAGCUCUGCUGAAGGUUGAAAAGGAAAUCCAGGGCCGACUGAGGACGCCGCUGGACAGCAGCAACCCCACACAAGACCUGGAGAGCAGACAGCAGGAGCACGAGAGAUCUGCUCUGACUGUAAAGAAGCUGGAGGCUGAGAAGUCUGCGAUCCAGAGAGAAAUGGAUCCCAUUCUGGCCAAGAUCCCCCUGGGCCCCAACGCUUCGUCACUGCCCCCAAAGCUCAGCACUGCCAACAACAAGAUCAAUGACCUCAACUCGCUCCUCGACCUCUAUAAUAAGAAAGCUACAGCCUCCAUGUUCCUGGAGAAGCAGAUCCAGAGUGUGGAAGGCAUCGUGUCUGGCUUUGAGCAGCAGCUCGCUAAGGACCUGAGCAUCCCUGACCAGCCCGACGCCCUCCAGAACCGCAGCCAGGAGCUCAAGAUUUUGCGUAAGGAUGCGGCUUCACAGAAAGCUGAGCUAAAUAAACUAGGCAAAGAGCUGGACCUGACCCAACAGGCCUGCAGCCCCCUGCAGCACAGCUUCAGCGAAUACUGUCCUGACAUCUGCCGCCAGGAGAACCAGGUGAAACGUCUGAAGAACCGUUACUCAAACGUGGACCUGCAGGUGCAGGACAGGAUCGCUCUCAUCCAGGAAGCCAUAAACAAACAGCAGGACUUCCAGAAUGCUCUUCUGUCGGUGGAUUUCUUCCUGGUCAAUUUGCCCAACAAUGCGAUCGAACCUACUGACGAUGUGGCCCAAAUAACAGCCAAGCAGAGAGCGCAGAAGAAAGUGACCGAAGACAUCGAGAGAAAAUCGGAGGAUCUGAACCGUGUCCGGGGUUUGUCCCGUGACCUGCAAAGCCUCCUAAACACUUACGAGGUUAAAUGCAAAACCUACCGUGGCAGUCUGAACGAUGAUGAUGAUGAUGAUGAAGACGAUGAAGAACCAGCUCCAAAGAAACGUCAAGCCAUGGCUCAGGCUGUGCACGCAAAGGAGAAAGAUCUGCUGAACCUUUUCUCUGAGGUUUCUGCAGAGAACCAACAGCUGCUUAACCAGAUGGAGACAGCAAAGAACCUCAAAGCCAGAAGUGAUGAGAAAGUGAAUCAGGUGGUAGUCAGCCAUCAGCUGCAGCUGCAAAGCCAACAGAAGGACCUGGAGGCGAGCGACCUCCUGAAAAAAGAGCUAAACGAGGAGAUCGACAGACGCAUAGACGCAGAGAGAGACCUGGAGACGUACCGCAAGAGAUUCGUGUCUCUGAAGAGCAGGAGAGGAGUGGAGCGGUUGGAGGAGAAGGAGGUGGUACAGUAUUACCGGGACCCCAAGCUGGAGGUGGAACUACAGUCCCUGAAGAACCGGAUCGAGGACGAAGCCGUGAAAAGGUCCAGAAUCCACACUGAGGUAGAAAUCAUCCACGGGAAGAUCACCAAGCUUGAAGUAGAACGGACCAAAGUUGAACCCAAACUGGUCACCAAGGUGCUGACUGAAUAUGAGAGAGACCCACAGCUCGACAAAGAAGCAGCCAAGAUUAGAGACGAGAUUCAAAAACUGCAACAGGGGGUUGAGACGAGAAGCACUGAGACCAUCCGCUUGAGGACUGACCUCACGGUUCUCACACAGCAGCAACCAAAGAUCAGGGAGAAGGUUGUGAAGAAGGAAGUUGUGAGACUGGAAAAAGACCCAGAGAUGCUGAAAGCUGUUCUCACCUUCCAGGGAGACAUCGCUGAGGAGGAGGCUCGGUGCAAGUCCCUCAAUGAUAACAUCUUUAGUCUGAGAAGCCAAAUAAACACAUUAGAAAGAGUCAUUCCAACCAUCCAGCCCAAAAUAGUCAGCAAGGUGGUGAAGCAGGUCCAGCAAGACCCGGAAACAGUGGAGGAGUUCAGGAAAAUCCAAAUGGCCCUGGAGGAGGAGAAGGAUGAGACGACUUCGCUGAUUAAGGAGCUGACCACCCUACAGCUACGCUACAGUGAGCUGGAGAAGCUCCGGCCCAAAGUUGAGCUCAAAGAGAUCAUCAACGAGAUAUUUAGGGUCGACCCCGAGACGGAGGUUGAGCUGGUCCGACUGAGGAAAGAGCUGCAGGACUGUAGCCGAAACCGUACAGACCUAGAGAGAGAAAGCAAUUCUGUGUUGACUACUCUGAGCGGCCUCCGUGCUCAGAAACCCAAAGUGGAGUACAAGGAAGUGACACAGGAAGUGAUCAAAGAGGAGAAGAGCCCAGAGGUCAUCAGGGAGUUACAAAGGCUGAAUAACCAGGUGUCGCGUCUACAGGUGAACGUUGACAGCACCCUGGAGCUGCUGAGCCGCCUGCGGAAGGAACGAGAUGAGCUGAAGGCAGAAAAAUCCAAGGUGGAGACGAAGCUCGUGAAUAAAGAAGUGAUCAUAUAUGAGAACGAUCCUCUCCUCGAGAAGGAGGCCGACAGACUUAGGAGGAAUGUACGGGAGGAGAUUCAGCAGCGCCGCAGUCUGGAGGAAUGUCUCUUUGAGCUGCAGAACCAAUACAUCACUCUGGAGCGGCAGAAGCCUGACGAGAAGGUGGUGGUUCAGGAGGUUGUGCGUCUGGAGAAGGACCACAAGCAGAUUCUACAGCACGAGAAUCUGAACAAGACCCUGGACGAAGAGAGUAAGGAACGCAGAAAGCUGGAGUUAGAGGUCCGGCAGCUCAGGGCCCUGAUUCAAGAAAUCCAGAUGACACUGAGUCAGAUGGACGAUCGACAGAAGAAGAUUCAAGUGGAGUCAGAGCUCAGGCAGGUCAAAGCUCGCAUCCUUGAAUUGGAGACCGCUCCACCGCCCGUUGAGGAAAAGAUCAUCAUUGAGGAGGUUCUGAAGGUGGAGAGGGACCCCAAACUGGAAAGGCUCACGGAGGGGAUUCGUGGCAAGUUGGAGACCGAGGCCACAAGUAUCACUGAUCUGGAGAAAGAAAUACGCAACCUGCAGCUCAAACUGGAAAUUCUGCAGAAGGAGAAGUCGAUUGAAAAGGUUGUUUAUAGAGAAGUGGUCCGUGUAGAGAAGGACCCAGCGGUAGAGGCCGAAAGGGCGCGUCUACGCGAGCUAGUGUCGCAAGAGAGAAACCUGAGGCGGGACCAGGAAGACGUGGUCCAGAGCAUUAGCAUCAAAAUCGCUCAUCUGCAAACGUCCAAAUCUGUAGCGUCUCAGGAGCAGAACACUCUCAUCAGCAACAGAGACGCUCUGCAGAGGGAGAAGGAGGACCUCCUCAGGGAGCUGACCACCAUCGAGUCCCAACGACAGAGCAUCACCGUGGCCUUCCAGCAGCAGUCCAAGCUGAUGGGAGAGCGGAACCAGAUGGCACGACAGAGAAGCGUCAAGGUUUCCUCCGAGAUCCAGCAGCUGGAAAAGGAGAUCCUGGAGGAGAAAGACAAAAUCAACCAGAGAGAGAUCCUCAUUCUCCAGCUGCAGAGCGGCAUAAAGAAGGAGGACCAGACUGAAACUCACACCAGAGAGACCAACCUGUCCACCAGGAUCACCAUCCUGGACCCAGACACCGGAACCAACCUGUCUCCCUACGACGCCUACAAGAAGGGGCUCAUCGAGCGCGACCAGUACAUCCACCUGUCAGAGCUGGAGUGUGACUGGGAGGAGAUCACCUCUACCGGCCCCGAUGGCGACACCACCAUUCUGCAGGACCGCAAGAGUGGGAAGCAGUUUGCAUUGAAGGAAGCUCUGAAGGACGGACGACUAACUCAGUACGACAUCGACCGCUACAGGGCCGGGAAGAUGUCCAUCUCAGAGUUCGCCCUGCUGGUCACAGGGGAGACCAAGAAGCCCUACCUUCCCCCAACAACAACCCCAAGAUCUCCUACAGCGUACUCCCCCCUGAGCGCCAUGCCGCCCUCCCUCAGGUCCUCGCAGCCCAGCCUGAGCAACCUCUCCAGCACCCCGACCUCCCUCAGGUCCUCGCAGCCCAGCCUGAGCAACCUCUCCAGCACCCCGACCUCCCUCAGGUCGUCCUACAGCAAACUCAGCGGCAGUCUGAGCAAACUCACUCCAUCUGCAGGAGAGGAGCAUUUUCCCAUCUCUGGCAUCUUCGACACCACCACCGAGAGCCGCAUGUCUGUGAGAAGCGCUCUGACCCGUAAACUGAUUGACGCCGACACGGCUCUGAAGCUGCUGGAGGCCCAGGCAGCUUCUGGAGGCAUCGUUGAUCUCACCAAAGUGGACAAACUGUCGGUGCAUAAGGCGGCCGAAGCCGGCCUCAUUGACAGCAGCCACAUGCACAAGCUGCUGAGCGCCCAGAAAGCCUUCACCGGGGUGGAGGACCCCACGACCAAGCAGCGUCUGGCUGUGGGGCAGGCAGCACAGAAGGGCUACAUCCCCCAGGACAGCGCCUGGAGGUACAUGGAGGCCCAGUGUCUGACCGGAGGCUUGGUGAAUCCCAACAAGGCCGGACGCCUCAGCGUCCAACAGGCGUUGGACUGUGGGCUCAUCGACAGCCAAACGGCCAAACAUCUGCAGGACGAGGCUUCGCACGCCAAGGAGCUGGUGGAUCCCAUCUCCAAGGAGAAGCUGUCGUACAAGCAGGCCAUGGAGCGCUGCAGGAGGGACGCCAGCACGGGGCUGCCGCUGCUUCCUGCCGCCUCCACCGACACCGUGGACGCGCCCUCGUACUCCGGCUACCGCUUUGGCUCCUACAACAGAAAGUAGACGCGGGUCUGCUGCAGCCGCUGGUGCUACGGGUGUAAGACAAAGAUGUGGGCUUUUGGAGCUAGUUCUGGUCUUCUGUUAAAUGAAGGGAACCUCUGUCUGUUGCUGUGUUGAGCAGUGUUUAUUAAAAUCCACGUUUCACAUGAA